UCUUCCUUUACCCACUAGCUUUGGAGUGGCUUUCUACGCUGUCGUCGCCGACAGGCAGCACAGUGCCUGCGCUUUGCCUACUCCGCUUUCUUCCUUACCCUGUGACCCAGGAAUCGACCCAAUAUCAAGACUUUCUAUGUUCUUUCAUCGGAUUGGACACUGAUCGCUUGCUGCUUUGGUUGGUUGGUGUUCCUGCUGCUUCUCCAAAGGGUCAACAUUUGGAAAACUUUUAUGUUAUAAGAGGCAGUUAUGGCUACGCUUACUGACAUAGGGCUUGCUGCAGCCAUCAACAUAUUAAGCGCCGUUGCAUUCUUAAUAGCAUUUGCUGUCCUAAGACUACAACCAAUAAACGACAGAGUUUAUUUUCCAAAAUGGUAUCUCAAAGGUGUGAGAGGCAGUCCAACACGCUCAGGGACGUUUGUACACAAGUUUGUGAACUUAAAUUUGAGGUCAUAUUUGAGAUUUCUGGAAUGGAUGCCAGCUGCUCUCAGAAUGCCAGAACCUGAGCUGAUAGACCAUGCAGGACUUGAUUCUGCUGUUUACUUGAGGAUAUACUUGAUUGGACUCAAGCUCUUUGUUCCAAUGGCAAUCCUCUCCUUUGCAAUCUUGGUGCCGGUCAACUGGACGAAUAGUGGUACUUUGGAAAAUUCAAAAGUGGAGUACAGUGACAUAGACAAGCUUUCUAUUUCAAAUAUUCCUUCAGGUUCACAAAGGUUCUGGGCCCAUUUGGUUGUGGCAUAUGCCUUUACAUUUUGGACAUGCUAUGUGCUUCUUAAGGAAUAUGAAAUUGUUGCAUCAAUGAGGCUGCAUUUUCUUGCAUCUGAGAAACGCCGUCCUGAUCAAUUUACAGUCCUUGUUAGGAAUGUGCCACCUGAUCCCGAUGAAUCAGUCAGUGAGCUUGUUGAACAUUUUUUCCUUGUCAAUCAUCGUGAUCACUAUUUAACUCAUCAGGUUGUUUGUAAUGCAAACAAACUUGCUAAGCUGGUCAAAACAAAGAAGCAGAUGCAGAAUUGGCAUGAUUACUAUCAAUUAAAAUAUGAUAGGGAUCCAUCUAAAAGACCUACUCGAAAGACUGGAUUUCUUGGACUUUGUGGUGAUGAGGUGGAUGCUAUUGAAUUUUACACAUCUAAGAUUGAUGAGCUCUCUGAAAAAGAGGCUACAGAACGUGAAAUGAUAAAAAAUAAUUCGAAAUCCAUCAUGCCAGCUGCAUUUGUUUCCUUUCGAACACGGUGGGGAGCAGCCGUAUGUGCUCAAACACAACAAACUCAAAACCCAACUUUAUGGUUGACUGAGUGGGCUCCAGAACCUCGUGAUGUAUAUUGGCAGAAUUUGGCUAUUCCAUUUGUUUCCCUCACAGUCAGAAGGUUGAUUGUAGCAGUUGCCGUCUUCUUUCUUACAUUCUUCUUUAUGAUACCAAUCGCAUUUGUACAAUCUCUUGCUAACAUUGAGGGAAUAGAAAAGGUGGUUCCAUUUUUGAAGCCCAUAAUUGAAGAAAAAACUAUUAAGGCAUUCAUCCAAGGUUUUCUUCCUGGAAUCGCUCUGAAGAUAUUUCUUAUAUUGCUCCCAACAAUAUUGAUGCUUAUGUCGAAGUUUGAAGGAUUUACAUCCUUAUCGGUUUUGCAGAGGAGAUCUGCAUCUAAAUAUUACCUCUUCAUACUUGUUAAUGUAUUUCUAGGGAGCAUAAUCACUGGAACAGCAUUCCAACAACUCAAUUCUUUCAUUCACCAGUCAGCAACGGAAAUUCCAAAGACAAUAGGUGUAUCCAUUCCCCAGAAAGCAACAUUCUUUAUCACUUACGUCAUGGUUGAUGGUUGGGCUGGAAUUGCUGGAGAGAUCUUAAGAUUGAAGCCUUUAAUAAUCUACCAUUUGAAGAAUUUUUUCUUGGUGAAGACUGAAAAAGACAGGGAAGAGGCAAUGGAUCCUGGAAGCAUUGAUUUUGCCUCAUCAGAACCUCAAAUACAGCUUUACUUUCUGCUUGGUCUUGUAUAUGCAGUGGUCACGCCAUUCUUACUCCCUUUCAUAAUAAUUUUCUUUGCCUUGGCUUAUGCUGUCUUUCGUCAUCAGAUUAUUAAUGUCUACAAUCAAGAAUACGAAAGUGGAGCAGCAUUUUGGCCAGAUGUCCAUGGUCGUAUCAUCACUGCUCUGAUUAUUUCCCAGCUGCUUCUACUUGGACUUCUAAGUACAAAGCAUGCUGCAAACUCGACGCCUUUGCUACUAGUUCUUCCUGUAUUGACCAUAUCAUUUCAUAGGUUUUGCAAGAACCGUUAUGAACCUGCAUUUGUUAAAUAUCCACUUCAGGAAGCAAUGAUGAAAGACACAUUAGAGCAUGCCACGGAACCUAACCUGGACUUGAGAGCAUACCUCCUGAAUGCAUAUGUACACCCACUAUUCAAAGAUGAGGAUGACGACGAUAGCUUUUCGGGUGGUGGGGAGCAAGAGUAUGAAACUAAACUAGUACCCACGAAGCGCCAGUCCCAGAAGAACACACCAGUGCCCAGUAAAUACAACGGUUCAUCAUCACCUUCUCUUCCUGAAAUUGUCAAAGAACAGUUAUAAUGUAGCAUGCAUGGUCAUGUGCUCGGUGAUGUGAAUUCCCCUGUAAAUUAGGUACCAUAAGGAGCGGGAUGUCCUGUGUUGUUAAAUCCGUCUUGUCCUUCACUGAGACUACUUGAUGUGUGAUGUAUUUAGAAGGCAUCAGCAAGUGCUGAAGACAGAUCCACGCGAACUCAUGUCAUGUUGUACAAUCCAAUGCACUUAGUUUCGGUAGCAAAAUUAACAAUGUCAAUUUUUUUCGAGAUAUUUGAAAAUGUGCGGAGGCUAAACUGUUCCAAGAUUC
Messenger RNA from Musa acuminata subsp. malaccensis (wild Malaysian banana), 2836 nucleotides. Its product is annotated as calcium permeable stress-gated cation channel 1. Gene Ontology annotation, molecular function: calcium-activated cation channel activity. NCBI's taxonomy places the organism in Eukaryota, Viridiplantae, Streptophyta, Magnoliopsida, Zingiberales, Musaceae. Gene Ontology annotation, cellular component: plasma membrane. The record is from RefSeq and is a predicted model, not a curated record.